CCUUUUCAGUUAUAAACUUAUAAUGCAAGUACAGUUACAUUAAAUAAAAUUUAAAAAGAAAUGAACUGUGAAACACGAUAAAAAAGAUCAUCACUAGGAAACUUCCAGGAAACUCCCAAUGGGUAACUCAACACACUUCACUCUCCCAUUUAACCUCGCCACUGUCUCUCCUUUCUUCUCCACUUUAAAAAAACUUUCCCCAUCAAAAAUAAAUCUUUUAUUUCCCGCAAUGAAAUUCGCAAAACUGAAUCCAAAACGUUUGUUCAGAUCCAAAGACCGUUCAACGGUCUCUAAAUCCACCGCUUCCUCUUUCUCCUCCGGCGCCGCGGACGAGUGUAAUAAUCACUCCCCCGCCGUCACCGGAGGCUCCGUCACUCCCACCAGCAUCCUCCCGGAGGUCUCAGCCGUUCAUUCUCCCUACUCGUACGUCGAGAUCCUCCAGGCGUUCAAGCUCAUCGACAGAGACAACGACGGAGCCGUCUCGAGGCACGACCUCGAGUCGCUCCUCACGCGCCUCGGUCCCGAUCCUCCGACGGAGGAGGAGAUCGACGUCAUGCUCAAGGAGGUGAACUGCGACGGAGACGGUACGGUUCGCCUGGAAGAGCUCGCCAGCCGCUGCGUCGAUGAUGAUCAGUCUCGCGGUGGCUCGGACGAGCUGAAGGAGACGUUCGAGUUCUUCGACGCGGAUCGCGACGGUAAGAUCUCGGCGGAGGAGCUUCUCCGAGUUUUCUCGGCUAUUGGAGACGAGCGGUGCACGUUAGAGGAGUGCGAGCGUAUGAUAGCGGCCGUUGACGAUGACGGUAACGGAUUCGUGUGCUUCACUGAGUUCUCGAGAAUGAUGGAUCUCCAGCGAUGAUCUCUCUUAAUUAGUUUUUUUUUUCUUUUUGUUAAAUGAAGCUCUUUUUGCCCUAAUAUGUGGGUUAUGAGUAUCGUUUGUUAAGUUUGCCUGAGAUUCGAAGAGCCGAAUAAAACAUUAGUGAGAGACUAAACGUUACUCAUUUCAAAA
This is a messenger RNA of Brassica napus (rape), 1006 nucleotides long. RefSeq names its product probable calcium-binding protein CML36. The record is from RefSeq and is a predicted model, not a curated record. Gene Ontology annotation, molecular function: calcium ion binding; enzyme regulator activity. Lineage: Eukaryota; Viridiplantae; Streptophyta; Magnoliopsida; Brassicales; Brassicaceae. Bases 119 to 856 code for a protein of 245 amino acids. The transcript has a single exon.